UAAAGAGAGAAAGGAGAGAGUUGCAAUGUGUGAAUGAAGAAGAGGAAGAGACAGAAAUUAUGAAACGUAUGAAUGAGAGAAAAAAGGAGAGAGAGAGAGAAAAUGGAAACGUAUGAAUUAGAGUGUGUGUGUGUGUCAGUAAACGUGUGAGAGAGAGAUAGAGUGCGUGUGUACAUGAAAGUGUUGUGAUUUUGUGGAGAGGAAAAUAUUUUGGUACAAAGAACUGUUGUUGCAUCAUCUGCUCCUAAAUUUGGUUGAGGAUCCAGAAUUUUUUCAAUAGAAGCAUCCAGAUCAAGAGGAUCAAUUCUACAUGUUGGCAACACUGUCAUAUUAGCAACAGAUUUGAUCAAGUUUGAAAGAUCUUCAAGUAAUUUUGUUUUGUUGACAGUGUUUGAUUCAAACAGUUCAUUCACUUCCUGAACAUAUUUUAAAAUUGGAUGGAAAAAUAAAAGGUCCAUAUAUUACAACUGCUGACCCAAAGUGAUGGAAGUACAAACUACACAGUUUAAAAGAUCAAUCCUUGUCGAUGGAGUCAUUGACUUCACUGCUGGGACGGCAGGUGGGAUUGCCAAUGUUUACAUCGGUCAGCCACUAGACACAGUCAAAGUGAAGAUGCAGACGUUCCCAACCUUGUACAGAAAUGCCCUCCACUGUUUCACUGACACUUUCAAAAAGGAUGGCAUUAUUAAGGGUCUCUAUGCUGGUACUGGGCCUUCCCUUGUGGCAAAUAUUUCAGAAAAUGCUAUUCUCUUCUUGUUCUAUGGAUUUUGCCAGAAGGCAAUUGUUCUUGUUACAAGACAUAGGAAGGUGGAAGAUUUAUCACCUAUACACAAUGCAUUUGCUGGAAGUGGUGCUGCCUUUUUCUGUGCAUUUGCACUCUGUCCUACAGAACUUGUCAAAUGUCGCCUGCAGGCCAUGCGUGAAAUGAAAGGGGCUGCUAGAACAGUUGGACCCUGGGCAGUAACAAAAGAAGUCCUCCAUGCUGAAGGAAUUCCAGGUCUCUAUAAAGGUUUGACCAGUACUAUACUCAGAGAAAUGCCUGGAUAUUUCUUUUUCUUUGGUGGUUAUGAGUUAACCCGUCAUUUGUUUAUACCAAAAGGUGGCACUAAAGAGGAUGUGGGUCCAGUAGGAACCAUUAUUAGUGGUGGAGUUGGUGGACUAGCUCUAUGGACAGCCAUAUUUCCAGCUGAUGUUGUUAAAUCUAGGAUCCAAGUUCAAAGUACAGUUGGUAAAGCAGCACCAUCGUUUUUAUCAGUAUUUCUUACGGUCUUAAAAACUGAAGGAGUUGCAGCACUAUACAAAGGUUUGGGGCCAACAUUAUUACGGACAUUUCCCUCCACUGGAGGCCUGUUCCUCACAGUUGAGUUGACCAAGAAAUACAUGGGUCUCACUGCCGAUUAUUUCCAUUUGUGAUAAUCCUUGUAACUCUGCUAAAUUGUAGUUCACUGAAUACACUGCAAGACCUAAAAAAACAAAAAGCAUUGUAAACAUGUUUUUGAUCUGAAAGCUAAACAAUAUAUUCAUGAAUGAACCAAAGAAGGAUCCCAUAGGUGUUCACUCGAUUUGCUAGAAAUAGCAGCUAAAUUUCUCUUAAAUCACUAUCUACCAUAAAAAUAAUAGUAAAUACACAAUGGCUGGAGAAAAGUUGGGAUGGUCACAACUGGAACACUUUUAAAUCAUAAAUUUGCUCCAUCAGAGCUAAACAAUAACAACAACAUUUAUGGGAUUUUUUCCAAUAAAGAGAUGAUUAUUUUUGUUUACAACAUAUCUGUAAAAUAAAAUUGAAUAUAUGGAGAUUUUAAUAAAAGCUGUUUAUAAAUGGA
Molecule: messenger RNA, 1823 nt
Organism: Octopus bimaculoides (California two-spot octopus)
Lineage: Eukaryota; Metazoa; Mollusca; Cephalopoda; Octopoda; Octopodidae
Product: mitochondrial ornithine transporter 1
Biological process (GO): mitochondrial L-ornithine transmembrane transport
Cellular component (GO): mitochondrion
Molecular function (GO): L-ornithine transmembrane transporter activity
Source: RefSeq, a predicted model, not a curated record